Molecule: messenger RNA, 1800 nt
Organism: Ectocarpus siliculosus
Lineage: Eukaryota; Phaeophyceae; Ectocarpales; Ectocarpaceae
Source: the annotation of a GenBank genome assembly
AGCUGCUGCGGAUAGCUUCCUGACCAACGAGUUCACUUACCUCCGGCACCCGGCACGAGCUCCCAUCGUUAUUAUUACUUCACCCCGUACUGCAACAACACCAGCAAGGAUGGGAAAGUCUGUGAUAGGGCGCUGCGCUUUGCUGGCGCUGGCUCUGAUGGCAUCAACCGUCAGGUCUCAGGAGUGCGACGACAUCGACGCGUACUUCGGGGACGUGAGCUCCGUGACGGAGAUCGACCUGGGAACCAUCAUCAGGGUGGACUGCCCGUCCAACGACGACGCCGAGGAGCUACCGUACAUCACCAUCGAGAGCGGCAAGACCCUCACCGUCAAGUCCGAGGAAUCCUUUGUUCGGUUUGUCAACCUUCGCUUCAUCGUCGAGGAGGGUGCCUCCCUCAUCUUCGACAUGCCCGUCACAAGAGUUGGCCCCAACAGCGGCCAAUCUGAGGGCGCGGGCGACUUCGUGUUCGACGUGGCGGAGGGCGGAAGCUUGACCUUCAAUGGGAAAUUCCGCGCCAGCCAGGUUUCCAACGUCCGAUCGGUGUUCUACAACCGCGGUUCGAUCGAGUUCAAGGACGACUCUUUGUUCAACAACAACGGCAACGUCUUCCGGAGCAACGAGGGCACCAUCAAGUUCCGCGGCGACGCCGUCUUCAAGAACAACUGGUACCUCGCCAUCGACAACGACGGCGAGGACUCCUUCGUGAGGUUCUCCAAGACGGCGACGUUUAUCGACAACGCAGGUUUUUUCGAUGGUGCCUGGGGGUGUGCCAUCGACAACGGCGGGACCGCCAUUUUCCGCGACGACGCUGUUUUCUCCGACCACGACUGCGACGAGGGGGCUGCUGUCUCCAACACCGGGAAAAUGAGGUUCUACGGAAAGGCUUACUUCUCGGACAACCGCAACUACCGCGACACCGGCGGAGGCGUUUUGAACAGGGCCGUCUACGACUCGGACCAGGCGGGGGACCUUGUGUUCAAGGCUGCUGUACAGUUUAACAGGAACACGGCAGAAUAUGGUGGAGGGAUUGCAGUGACUGGUGGCGAUGUAACGUUCAACAAGGGCGUAACAUUCGACGGCAACGCAGCGGAGGAUACCGGGGGCGCGAUGGCGGUGACCGGCGACGGGUCCGUGACCUUCGAGAAGCCGGAGGUGGUGAGGAUCUCGGACAACACUCUGCUGGCCAACGAAUACAACCCGGACCCGAUCACGGGGUGCUCGCUCGCGUACGUGGAGGGCAACGAGACUACCGUCGUGGGCUUCGACUUCGACGACAUCUGCCAGGAGGUUACAGUCUGAUGAACGCGAGAGGGACACAAGCUUGGUUUAAGUCGACCGCCUACGGAAGCUACGAACCAACGUAAAGUCGUCGUACGUCGUGUACGCAAAAGCAUAAGGGAGAGACACGUGUAAACAUAGAUGUGGCGAAAAUAAAGGGAAUCGCGCGUGAUAGCACCCACGUGUGCGUAUUUGACUUCGUUCCUCACACGCUCCUUCACUCCUACGGGAGAAGGAUAGAACUGUUGUUGUUUUGCGACUUCGUAGGCGAAGCGCGAAGUGGGAAGGUCUAGAGUACACCGGCAAGUGUUGGCUGUAAGUAUGUCUGUAAACCAACAGUCUCAGAAACAAACCGGCAUUGUCAGCCAUGUCUGUACAGCAAGGUCGUAGAGGUACGCGUACGUAGUAGCCCGCACGUACGUGCCGCGUUUGGUGGUAACUGCUGUGCAGGAGUACGCAUUUCACCGAACGAAGUUCAUGCACAGAAAUGAACUUAACACUGUAACGUAUUUCAAAGUUUC